Molecule: messenger RNA, 1191 nt
Organism: Amblyraja radiata (thorny skate)
Lineage: Eukaryota; Metazoa; Chordata; Chondrichthyes; Rajiformes; Rajidae
Product: probable UDP-sugar transporter protein SLC35A4
Exons: 1
Coding region: 28-996 (322 amino acids)
Biological process (GO): pyrimidine nucleotide-sugar transmembrane transport
Cellular component (GO): Golgi membrane
Molecular function (GO): pyrimidine nucleotide-sugar transmembrane transporter activity
Source: RefSeq, a predicted model, not a curated record
UGAGUGAAUCUUCGGACGGGGGGGGGGAUGUUGUUGCAGGAAGAGGGAGGAUCUCCUGGUGUUUUGGCAGCGAGGAUGCGGAUGAGGGAGAGACUGCGGUGGGGGCUGCUAAUGCUACUCUCGGUGUUUGCCUACGGCUCCCACGCGCCACUGUUGGCGCUGUGCCGUGUGGAUGGAGAGCUGCCCUUCGCCACCUCCUCCGUGGUGCUGGCGACCGAGCUGACCAAGCUGGGUGCGUCCGCCGCGCUGCUACUGGGGCGCGACUGGCCCUCGCUGCCCCCCUCCGCCCCGCCGCUCUCCGCUGUGCUCCCCUUUGCCCUCCCGGCCGCCCUCUACGCCCUCAACAACAACCUGGCGGUUCACAUGCAGGGCUCGAUGGAUCCUGUCACCUUCCAGGUGCUGGGCAACCUGAAGAUCAUGGCCACGGCCGUCGCCCGCUGCCUGCUGCUCCGCCAGCCCCUGUCUGCCCGACGCUGGGCUGCCCUGGCACUGCUGGUGGUGUCGGGGGCCUGCCACGCUGGCGCGGCGAACCAGGCACGAGGCGGGCCCGAGGAGCCCGUGAGGCUGUUCAUCACGCCGCUGGGCGCGGCUGCCAUCGCUCUGUACUGUUCCGUCUCCGGCCUCGCCGCCACCCUCACCGAACACGCUCUGAAGUCCCAGCCUUUCCCCCUCAGCCUCCAGAACCUCUUCCUCUACAGCUUCGGGGCGAUUGCCAACUUAGUGGCGUACCUGGCCGGCCCUCCCACCGCCGGCUUCUUCCAGGGCUUCUCGCCUGUGGUCGGUGUGAUCAUCGCCUCCCAGGCCUUGAACGGACUGCUCAUGUCCGCCAUCAUGAAGCACGACAGCAGCAUCACUAGGCUCUUCAUCAUCUCCUGCUCCAUGCUGGUCAACGCCGGCCUCUCCGUCCUCCUCUUCCACCUGCGUCUCACCCCCUUGUUUUUCCUGGCCGCCUGCCUCAUCUGCUUCGCCAUCCACCUCUACUACCACGUUCGAUAGCCCCGGGAGAGCGGCCGGGCCGCCACCUCGAACACUCGUGACCCGACAUCGAACACACUCUUCCUUCGUCCGCCACACAGUGGCUCCCGCGCCAGAGACACGGGUUUGAUCCAGAUCCCGACCUCGGGUGCUGUGCGUGGUCUUUACACUUUAGAGCUACGUCACGGAAACAGGCCCUUCGGCCCACCGUGGCCG